Molecule: messenger RNA, 3037 nt
Organism: Pocillopora verrucosa
Lineage: Eukaryota; Metazoa; Cnidaria; Anthozoa; Scleractinia; Pocilloporidae
Product: nuclear transcription factor Y subunit beta-like
Biological process (GO): regulation of transcription by RNA polymerase II
Cellular component (GO): nucleus; CCAAT-binding factor complex
Molecular function (GO): RNA polymerase II cis-regulatory region sequence-specific DNA binding; DNA-binding transcription activator activity, RNA polymerase II-specific; protein heterodimerization activity
Source: RefSeq, a predicted model, not a curated record
GCGUGUGGAAGUUCUACUCUUGUAGCUCGUUCGUGAGUGGUGAAGAAAGGGAGCGAACAGCCACUCGUGUGCGAUCUGCUACUCGCAUUUUCGUUGGCUACUCUAACUCAAACGAAACACCGGCCAGCCAACAAAAAAUCGAGAAAGUGCGUUGUCUCAACAUCGACAUUAGCUUAUGGAGGGCGUUGAGGAGGCGAGAAACGAAAGUACAGAUGGGCUAAACACUCAACCUCCUGACAGCGGACAAGCUAGCUUUGCCCAACCAGGACUAGCUACUUACGCUCAAGGGAGCACUGUUCCAAACGGACAUGGCGUUCAACAAGUGAUCGAGAACAGACCUGAAGUCCAAAACGAAACACAUGUAGGUCUAGGAGAUGAUCGUGGACACCUCUCCAUCUCCAAUGUACCAGGUGGCGUUCAAGUCGCAGUUGUACCGGCUUCAGAUGAUGUGGGAGUCGUAGAUGGAAGCUUGACAAACACCUCGGCCGUAGAUCGAGGAGAUGAAGCAACACAUACCGUUGUAACAGCAAUGCCCGCUGAUUAUGGGUUACCAGGGCCUCUACCGACUCAAUUUGUCAUUCAGCACGAAGACCACGAGGGAGCAGAAGACACUGGGGUUCAUGAUGUGGAUGGUGACGAGAAGGAGCGUGAUGACAUUCUUAGAGAGCAGGAUCGGUUUCUACCAAUUGCAAAUGUGGCCAGAAUAAUGAAGAAGUCCAUUCCAAAGACAGGAAAGAUUGCUAAGGAUGCCAAAGAAUGCGUUCAAGAAUGUGUGUCAGAAUUUAUAAGCUUCAUAACCAGCGAGGCAAGUGAACGAUGCCAUCAAGAAAAACGCAAGACAAUCAAUGGAGAAGAUAUUUUGUUUGCCAUGCAAACUUUAGGAUUUGAUAAUUAUGUGGAACCUUUGAAGCUCUAUUUACAGAAGUACAGAGAAUCAAUCAAAGGGGAGAAGUCAGCUAUGGGGACUGAUGUAAGAGAAGGAGAGGUGGAUGAAGAGGAACAUGCUGUGCAUCAAUUUCAAGUGGCAGGUACCCACCUCCAUCCUUCAAUGAUUGGAGCAGACCAAACUCCAACGACAAUUUACAGCUCUCCUCAAUAUCAGACAACGAUGCAACAGCCUCUGCAUUUUCCAUGAUUUGAACACCCCAGACAGCGUUUGACUUGCCCACUACAAAUGGAUAUAACAUAAGAUAAGAUGUACAUAGUGCAGCCUACAAGACAUAGUUGAAAAUGUUUGUUAUCCCCUCCCAUUCUAUAUCUAAAGAGAGAGAUUUUUUUUAUACUUGUUUGCUUCAUUUAAGACCAGCUUGUUUGUCAGACUGCAAUCCAGCCAGCCUCCAACUGAUAUUCAAAUGGGUUUAAUCUUUGUUAGUCUGGUUUGAGGGUGUACAGGGGGAACUUUUGCACAAUUAAGGUCCCAUCAGUAUGACGUUGACAAAUCAGGCUGACUCAGUCUAUGAAAUCUCAUUUUGCCAGUAUUCCUUUACCAAGAGGGUAGCAAAGGGGGAAUCCUGAUUCCAGUUUCACACUCAGAUUUUUCACACCUCAUAAAUCACCUCAUGUACAUAAAUUGGAAAACUUCAAAUCUCUCUCCUUGUGUGUGAGGUUUCAGAAAAAAUCUUGAGGUUUUCACCAAAUGAACAAAAAGUUCACAGGUUGCUUACAUUUCAGGAGGAAAAUUACGCCUCAUGCUGGAUCAUUAAUCCACAAAUCAUGUUGAUCUUCUUUUGUAAAAUUCAUACUUCGCAUUAAUUUUGGCCUUAUCACAUUUCGCUUAUAAACCCUUUGGCACCCUCUACUAAAAUCUCUAAGUUUUUGUGGGAAGGUUUGUUAUCCUCAAGCUUUGUUUUUCAGUCUGUGACCUUGUAAACUAGUCUAAAAUUCCCCUGUGGAACACAUAACAAAAUUUGUCAUCCUAACACAGUCUCUAUGGUUACUGGGCUUAAUUAAAGAGAGCAAAAGAGGUGAAUGUUGCAAAGAGGUUUAACAAGAGCUUGGCUCUCACAUCUCUCGGUAUGUAAGGGAAAAAUAUGUAGUCGUCCAAGAAUCAGAUUCUUGGACGACUAAAUUCUGUCAACAAGGGUUCUGUCACUUUGGGUGUUUGCUGUUCAUUAACUGUCGCAACUAUCACACUUUGCAAUGAACAAAACAGGGCAUGUAUGUUCAGGCAGUUUCAUGCUGUUAUGGUGUGAAUUGUAGCAUACAACCAAAUCAUUGCUGGUUCUAUAUUUUGAAACACAUUCAAAUUAUUAUGGUAAGUCUAGCCUCGUGUAUGAAGGUGCAAAUUCUCCUUACUCGUAUUUACACAUUGUCAAGCAAAGAUGUGGUGAGAAUGGAGAUUGCUGUUAACUGAAGGAGGCGUUUGUUAUAUCAUUCCGUUACCACUUUUACUCCCAAGAUCUUAAAAGUAAUUCUCCUUACUGUCUGCCAUAAAAUUCGUUUGAAAUUAGUUUGGAGAGUUUGGUAUUGGAUCAAGUAAUAGUCCCCUAAUUGGCAUUUUUUUUCUUUUUCUCAUCAAUUUUCUGCUUGUUAUUGUAUUGAUCUUGUAAGUAGAAAUUCUGUUUGUCACUCGUGGGAGUUAAACGGUUAGGUGACGUGGAAUUUGUUUGAGUGGCAGUUACUUCGAUGAAAUAAUAGUGAGAUCCUAGGGGGAAAAAAUUGCUCAUCGCAUCAGUCCCUCAAAGCAUUAUGUAAAUAAUUAUCAUGAUAUAAAUAAAACCUUAACAAAAAGAAAGAGAAAGAUAUGUGAAGAGUGUAUUUAUCUUUCAGUGGUGAUUUUAUUUCGUGUUGGCUGCUUUGUAAACUUUUAGGUGGCCCGCGGGAAAAUUUUUUUUUAGAAAUAUACCUCGGAUUAUUUAGAGUAUAAGAAUUAUUUGGUUGGCUGUAAUUUUACUGUAGUUCUGUAUAACUUUGUCUUCGGUAACAAUUUCGAAAUAAACCAUACAAAGCAUACAUUUGCAUUCAAACUCAUUGCUCCCGAGCAGUAAUACUGUUAGGUUUUAUUGUCCUCGGUUUGUCCAUGGGUUUUCACCGUGGA